AUUUUAUUUUUUUAACUUAGAUUGAAGGAUCCACUUGUCCCUUUUUUUUUAAUUAAAUACUUUUGGAGGGUCAAUGUACUCAUUUUUCUCGGGAGUAGCAGUGACUCAAAGUUCAGUCGUGGUUAGAUUUAGCCAAAACAAAGAUACCCCAAAAGCCAUUGACAAAUAUCUUCAGCUCAAAAUCAUAUAUACAUAUUAUUACAUAGUAGUACAGUAAGUAUUGUUUAGCAAAGUUGAAAAUGGAACUUAGCUCAAACUGGAGAUGGAAAUUUGAAGGAAGUGAAGUAGCAAAGAAAGCAUCAGCUUUCACUAUAAGAAGCUACCUCAACCCCUUACGUGAAACAAUUGAUAAAAGUGAUAUUACAAAAAGUGUAAUCCCUCUUAGUCAUGGAGAUCCAAGUGGAUUUCCAAGUUUUAGAACAACUAAGUUAUCAGAGGAUGCUCUUCUUGAUGCACUCCAAUCUGCUAAAUACAAUGGUUAUCCAGAUCCUCAAACUUGUUAUAUUCUUCAAGCCACUAGGGCAGUAGCAGAAUAUCUGUCUCAUGACUAUCCACACGAAUUGUCAGCAAAUGAUGUUCUUAUGACAGCUGGGGCAAAGCAAGCAAUAGAUGUCCUAAUUACAGCUCUUGCUGUUCCUGGUGCAAAUAUUUUGCUACCUAGACCAGGGUAUCCAACAUAUGAAGCAAUUGCCACAUUUACCCAUCUCGAAAUGAGGCACUAUGAUCUUCUCCCUGAACAGGAUUGGGAGGUGGACAUCGAUGGGGUUGAAGCUCUAGCAGAUGAUAGAACUGUUGCCAUAGUUGUCAUAAACCCUGGUAAUCCAUGUGGGAAUGUGUACAAGCGAGAACAUUUGAAGAAGAUAGCCGAGGCGGCAAGGAAGGUUGGAAUGCUAGUGAUAUCAGAUGAAGCCUAUGCUCAUCUAGUGUUUGGUAGUAAUCCAUUUGUGCCAAUGGGCGUCUUUGGAGAAAUUUCACCUAUUCUGACAAUUGGCUCCAUAUCAAAGAAAUGGAUGGUUCCUGGUUGGCGACUUGGCUGGAUCGCGAUGUGUGAUCCCAAUGGCAUCCUUCAAAAACAUGGGGUUGUGGAGUCUAUCAAGAACUACCUCAACCUCGGGAUUGUACCUCCUGCACUCACUCUGGGUGCUAUUACUCGUAUUCUUGUUGAAACACCUGAAGAUUUCUACUCUAAUACCAUAAACCUACUCAGAAAAGCAGCAGACAUUUGCUAUACUGGUCUAAGGGAGAUUCGGUGCUUUACUCCAUACAAGCCACACGGAUCCAUGUUUCUUAUGGCGAAACUAAACUUGUCAUUUCUGGAAGGCAUCAACAGUGAUCUGGAAUUCUGCACAAGGCUUGCUAGAGAGGAAUCUGUAGUUGUUCUACCCGGGGAAGCACUUGGAAUGAAGAAUUGGGUAAGAGUAACUUUUGCUGUGGAAAUUUCAGUUCUUGAGGAUGGCCUUAGCAGGAUCAAAGCCUUUUGUUUCAGAAAUGCCAAACAACAAUAAGCCUUUUGUUUUCUGUCAACAUUGGUCCAAGUCCACCACAAACACAAAUAAUAAAAGUUACAGGUAUUGCUAUGGGGCUCGAUAAUUGACUCCUAAUUAAGCCAUUGCAGUUAAGCCAUCAUAGCUCGAAAAGUGUCUGCAAUGGAUGAAAGCAUUCUAGUUAUCGAGAAGCAUAACAGCCGAGUGAAAGGAGGUGAUCUGGAGGUGCUCACUGAACCUCAUUGUCAAUCAUUGUCUUGAAGUAGAAUAAGUGCUUGUGAAAUGUAUCAAAUGUCUUCACUUUCCAAUGUUAUUGAUCGCGUUGUGGAAUCAAAGUAUUUUCAAAUCUCAUUGAACUGUUCUAUACAAGACGUUGAAGGCUUUGUUUAACACUGCAUAUGUGCUGGUUCAUUAUGCAGUGAAUUUGUCAAAUGGACAUGCUUAAUAACAAGUGGUAGUUUAACA
This is a messenger RNA of Capsicum annuum, 1949 nucleotides long. Its product is annotated as tyrosine aminotransferase. The record is from RefSeq and is a predicted model, not a curated record. NCBI's taxonomy places the organism in Eukaryota, Viridiplantae, Streptophyta, Magnoliopsida, Solanales, Solanaceae. Bases 240 to 1505 code for a protein of 421 amino acids. Gene Ontology annotation, molecular function: pyridoxal phosphate binding; transaminase activity. The transcript has 7 exons. Gene Ontology annotation, biological process: biosynthetic process; amino acid metabolic process.